UGACACGCAACGCUCACGAUCAGAACAUCUCUGCCCCGCGCGCGCGCCUCUUCGCGGCUUGCCUCGGAGCGCUGAGCCGACAUGCUGCGGCUACUUCUGCUGCUGCUGAGUGCGGCCGUGUCGUCAGGUGCAGGCGCCCCGCCGGAGGCGCUGUCGCGCGCGGGCGUGGCCCCGCGGUGCGAGAGCCGCGCCUGCAACCCCCGCAUGGGCAACCUGGCGCUGGGCCGCCGCGUCCUGACCCAGAGCGUGUGCGGCAACAACGGCACCGAGCCGUACUGCGCCUACGGCGAGCCGGGCCUGACGUGCGGCGCCGCCAAGUGCGGCAAGUGCAACGCCGCCCUGCCCCACCUGUCCCACCUGGCGGGCGCCAUGUCCGACUCGUCCUUCCGCCACCCCGACACCUGGUGGCAGUCGGCGGAGGGCGCCGACUCGGAGAUGGUCCAGCUGGACCUGGAGGCCGAGUUCUACUUCACGCACCUCAUCGCCGUCUUCCGCUCGCCGCGGCCCGCCGCCAUGACGCUGGAGCGCUCGCAGGACUUCGGGCGCACCUGGCACAUGCUGCAGUACUACGCCCGCAACUGCAGCGCCGCCUUCGGGAUCCCGGAGGGCAAGGGGGCCCGAUCGGGGCGGGACGGGGCCGCCUGCACGUCCAAGUACUCCGGAGCGUACCCGUGCACCCGAGGGGAGGUGAUCUACCGCACCCUCCCCAAGUGGGAGUCCCUGGACCCGUUCGGCCUGGAGGGCCAGCAGCAGCUGCGGGUUACCAACAUUCGCCUCCGGCUGCUUGAGCGCCAGCCGUGCCCGUGCCAGGCCAAAGCCGCCGCCGCCGCCACGCCGGGCGAGGCUCCGCCCACGCGCCACUUUGCCAUCUACGACCUGAUCGUGAAGGGCAGCUGCUUCUGCAACGGGCACGCCGAGCAGUGCCUCCCCGCGCCGGGGUACCAGCCCGUCCGGGACCGGACCAGCCACGUGGUCCACGGGAAGUGUGUGUGCCGACACAACACGGCCGGCGACCACUGCGAGCGCUGCGCCGCGCUCUACAACGACCGACCGUGGCAGCCCGCCGACGGCCUGACGGGGGCGCCGCACGAGUGUCGCAAGUGCAAGUGCAACGGACACGCUCACAGCUGCCAUUUUGAUUGGUCGACGUGGCGGGACUCGGGCCAGCGCAGCGGCGGCGUGUGCGACUGUCUGCACCACACCGAAGGGCGCCAGUGUCAGAACUGCAAGGCCGGCUUCUACCGGGACCCUCGGCGGCCGCCCACGGCCCCCGACUCUUGCAAGCCCUGCAACUGUCACCCGUUGGGCUCCGCGGGCGCGCGGGCGGCCGGCGACGCGCCCUGCGACCCGAGCGACGGCGGCUGCAUCUGUAAGCCCGGCGUGGGCGGCGCCCGCUGCGACAGGUGCAUGGUGGGAUACUGGGGCUUCCACCAAUACGGCUGCCGGCCAUGCGACUGCGCCGGAGACUGCGACCCCUUCACGGGCGACUGCGUGCUCGGGUCGGACUUGUACAACUUGGAGGCAAACGCCAGCCAGCCCGUCAGGAUCUUCAGAGUGGACGAGCUCUUCUCUGCCCUUCACUACUCGGAGAAGUGCGAGUGCAAAGAGCAGCCGCUGACCAACAGUAAACUGUUCUGCACCAUGAACUACGCCUACGUCCUGAAGGUGAAGGUGCUGUCGGCCCACGACAAGGGCUCGCACGCCGAGGUGGAGGUGAAGGUCCAGAAGGUGCUGAGUCAGGCGGCCAAGCUCCAGCGGGGCCGCGUCACGCUCUAUCCCGAGUCGUGGACGGCCCGGGGCUGCACCUGCCCCAUCCUCAACCCAGGUGUGGAGUACCUGGUGGCGGGCCACGCCGACAGGAAGCGGGGCCACCUGCUGGUCAACAUGAAGAGCCUGGUCAAGCCCUGGACGGCCACCUUGGGCCGCAAAGUGCUCGCGCUGCUCAAGAAGGACUGCAACUGGUAGACCCGCACGCACGCACGCACGGCUGAGACUUUUUCCUGGAGAGGGACUCCAUGCCCGGAUUAUUCAAUUGUGGAUGAUUCAACUCAGAUUAUCAUUUUGGCCUCGUUACCUGGAUUGACAAUGGUGGAGAGAAAAAAAAAAAGAGAUCUCUCUCUCUCUGUGCACUUUAACCAGCAAAAUGGACUGGAAUGGAACAUGGACGCACAAAGAUGCACGUACACACGCAGUCGAGUGUGUACAUGGACACACACACACACACACACACCCCACAGUGAGGGAGACCAAGCCAUACAAGCCACUGCAGGUGGUUCAGUCCUCGCCAGGCCAGGUGCAAGAUGGCGGCCAAUCGCCCCCAAACGUGAAUGUAUUAGACUGAGUAUGUGCAUGGGGAUGUAGAAGUGUGUGUGUGUGUGUGUGUGUGUGUGUGUGUGUGUGUGUGUGCGCGCGCGCGCGCACGCAUGUAAGAAGAAUCAAGUGAGGAGGUUUAGGCCCGAGCACAGUCCCAGUCCAGCUCUUCUUUUUUUGUUUUCAUUGAAAGAUGACUCUUCAUCCUUCCUUCCUUCCUUCCUUCCUUCCUUCGACUCUUUGUACAGUGUUAUUUGUAUCUCGAUUUAAAUAUUAUUGUCAUGUGACAGCAAUUUUUCAGCUUUACGUUAGUUUGGACUUGUAGGCUUUUUGUAGCAUCAUAAGGCCACGUGGGGCGCCGUUUGCCCUCCCCGAGGGCUUCUCCAAUGCAUGAUAAUACAAUUAUCAAUGCACCA
Hippocampus comes (tiger tail seahorse) is the source of this 2726-nucleotide messenger RNA. It is a transcript of the gene ntn4, whose product is annotated as netrin 4. The record is from RefSeq and is a predicted model, not a curated record. Gene Ontology annotation, molecular function: protein binding. Gene Ontology annotation, biological process: tissue development; basement membrane assembly; substrate adhesion-dependent cell spreading. The coding region runs from base 82 to 1965 and encodes 627 amino acids. Lineage: Eukaryota; Metazoa; Chordata; Actinopteri; Syngnathiformes; Syngnathidae. Gene Ontology annotation, cellular component: laminin trimer. The transcript has 11 exons.